Messenger RNA from Cylicocyclus nassatus, 825 nucleotides. NCBI's taxonomy places the organism in Eukaryota, Metazoa, Nematoda, Chromadorea, Rhabditida, Strongylidae. The record is from the annotation of a GenBank genome assembly.
AUGUACCCUACUGGAACUGGUUUUCAACUUCUUUCCAUUCCCAAUCGUGUCGCUGAGAAGAUUGAAAUCCGCCGAGUAGUUUCCGUCCUAGGAAUAUUCUUCGUCAAUAAUCCAAAACUGGACAAACUAAGAGGAUCGGAAAGAGAAGAGCUUUCAGGGCAAGUUGGUGAUAUAGGAGGAAGUGGAGCAAUAAAUCUUGGUGAUACAGAAGAUUACGGUGGUGACAUACCAAAUUGUGGGACGAGUAUGACAGCCAAACAAAGAGAAACUCUAUUAGAAAUACAUAAUAAAUAUCGCUCCGAGGUGGCUGAAGGAGAAUAUACAAUCAAAACCCCGAAAGGAAAAUUCAGAAGUUUACCUCCGGCUACCAGAAUGUAUAAAUUGAAAUACAACUGUUCGCUGGAAAAUUCGGCUGUGAACUGGGCAAUAAAAACGAAGUGCGUGAUGACGCAUACGAAAGGUGCUUCCUACGGCGAAAAUCUGUAUUUAGCUUGGGGAGAUACUCGUCCUAAUCGUAGUGAUUAUGUUGCUGCUGCUGCUCCUUCUGCUUGGUCUGAAGAAAUCAGGAAAUUUGGCAUCUCAACGCUUGAUGAAUGGAGAUUUGAAAUCGGUCAUGCAACACAAGUCUUCACAUCAAGAACGAAGUGGAUUGGCUGCGGAAUACAUUCUUGCGCAAACAACGUAUCACUGGUAUGUCAUUAUUACCCAGGUGGGAACAUAAUCGGAGUCAAGAUGUACACGGCAGGAAAAACAUUGUCGGAAUGUGGAAAAAAUGCUAGCAACGAAAAGCUUGAUGAAAACACUGGACUUUGCAUAUGGUCAUGA